AUGGGCAGAGACUCCUUCUCCGAGACCUCCACCAUCUGCUCCUUCGAAAAGGAGACCACUCCCGAGGCCGCCCCCGCUCCCACGAAGCGCUCCAUGAGACAAAGGGUCAAGAGGGCCCUCCGCGACAUCGGCCACCCGCCCACCUACCGCUACGACCUCGAGCACGGCAUCGACACGAGCAAAACCGUCCCCGUCGGGCCCACGGGUUCCAACGUCCUCAACCAGCCCUCGCGCAUGUGA
Colletotrichum karsti is the source of this 240-nucleotide messenger RNA. RefSeq lists its product as uncharacterized. The transcript has a single exon. Lineage: Eukaryota; Fungi; Ascomycota; Sordariomycetes; Glomerellales; Glomerellaceae. The record is from RefSeq and is a predicted model, not a curated record. Bases 1 to 240 code for a protein of 79 amino acids.